Messenger RNA from Perkinsus marinus ATCC 50983, 1677 nucleotides. RefSeq lists its product as hypothetical. Bases 1 to 1677 code for a protein of 558 amino acids. Gene Ontology annotation, biological process: pyrimidine nucleotide-sugar transmembrane transport. Gene Ontology annotation, molecular function: pyrimidine nucleotide-sugar transmembrane transporter activity. The transcript has 4 exons. Gene Ontology annotation, cellular component: Golgi membrane. Lineage: Eukaryota; Perkinsozoa; Perkinsida; Perkinsidae. The record is from RefSeq and is a predicted model, not a curated record.
AUGCUGUCUGCUGCCACCGCGUUAGUCACUAUGGCAGUGUUAGCUGGUUAUGGUGUCGUCAUCGGUGUUGAUGCCUCUCUCAAGCCUGGGAAAUACUGCGCCUACCAAGAUGUGUUUAGUCCUACACCUGGAAUGAUGCUCAGGGGGUGCAUGUUCUUCCAAUACGACUCUCCUGGGGAGGCUAUCGUGGGUUACAACUAUUUUGGAAUCCACUAUUAUGCUUUUUGGUACGAUAGUGCGGUCAUCAAGGAGAACACUUUCAUCUUGAAACGUUUUGGACGUAGUGAGGGUCCUGAGAUAUAUCCUUACUACGAAGUUGGCUUCGAUCUGAAGGUGCCACCGGGGUCGGCCGAGGUUGUCCAGAUGGUCUCUAAGAAGGGUGAUUAUGUUCACAAUCUAACAAUGACGGCCUGCGAGCAUCCGACCAAAUACGAUGCCGCUUGUGUCGCCAUCCCUUAUGCACUGUCGGCUCCCGACGGUUCCCUUGCGUCUGACGAGGAGACGCCUACAGGGUUAUAUGACAACCGGAUCGGGCCACAUGAUGUCAGCACUUAUUUCAGAGCGAAAGAUUCACUGGCGCGCACUUCUUUUAGAGACUGGCGCAGUCCGCUAGGUCAGAGUUCCGCAAUAUAUAACUCAGGCGCUAGCCCCAUGAAGUUGAGUAAGGCACGUUGUGGAGAGCUUAUACAGCUCGACAAUCUCUACGUCAACAAGACGAAGCAGUUCGUUAACGUCCCUGCACAGUGGCUCUACUUCUCGUACGACAACACGGUGGAAUUCGUCCCUAACAAUAAAUCAAAGCCCAGCGUGGUUCUGAUACACUUGCCGAAGGUAUCGAAGAACAUUGUGGCGUACUUGAUAAGCGUUUAUAUAAAACGUCGUAGAACUAACGAGAAAAUCGAUCAGGAAGAGCCUCUGCUGGAGCCCAUAAGAAGGCCUGAUACGAAUCAUAAAGUGAAACGAUACCUUAUGAUUGGUCUGCCCGCCGCGUUGGAUCUUACUGCUACGGUUAUGUGCUUUGUGGGGCUUCUGUACAACCCUGCAUCGGUCUGGCAAAUGCUGAGAGGCGCGGAAAUAAUAUUUUGUGCAAUCCUGUCGGUAUUUUUCCUGGGAAGGCGUCUUCAAGCUCAUCACUGGGUUGCGGUUGGUCUGUGUUUUAUCGCAAUUCUUAUCGUUGGUUUUGCCAAUUUGAUGAGUUCGCAAAACUCCACUCCUGCUGGAGGCGACCCUACGAUGAUGCUAAUUGGUAUGGUUAUGAUAGUCGCCGGACAGAUCGUCCAAGCAGGCCAAGUUGUGUGUGAGGAGAGGCUCAUGAAAGAGUGGACGGUGUCACCACUUCAAUUGGUCGGUCUCGAGGGAAUUUGGGGUUGUUUUUUCAUGUGUAUAAUCGUCUUCCCAAUCUUGCAAAGGAUCCCGGGAGAAGAUCGCGGAAGUAUGGAAAACACUAUUGACACUAUGAAGAUGCUCCAGAGCAACAUAGACCUUCUUACUAAGAGAUUGCCCUUCCAAUGGAAGGCUUCCAUGGCAGUCUCUAACUCAGCGGCAGAUAACCAUAGUUGUAGUGAGGGUUCAGCAAUACCGAGGACUUCAAGGAGCUCGGCCAGCGGGUUCUCCACCAUGAUACGCACCGUCGUGGUAUGCCGGCACAUUCGUCUCACUGGCCUCAAGCUCCUCUAG